CACUGUCGCUCGUUACAACUCCACUCUUUCCACAUUUCGCUCCCUUAGCGCUAGCCGUGCCGUUUCGUCCAUAAAGCUCCGAACUCUGCCACUCAAUAAGGCUGCACACAACUGCUUUACCUACACCAUCUUCUUCCACCCUCGCUAGCCAAUUGCGACGCUAUAUGACUCGAUUCCAUUUCCUCAGAAGCCUGGGUGCCGCGUCACCGUUCGACCCUGCGCACAAACUCGUCACCUCGCCAGUGAUUUCCUCCCCAUUCGUACUCGCAAUCCUUCGGUUGAUCGUCGCAUUCUACACAACAUUUGCUCUUAUAUUUUCAUUGGCAUGGGAAGGAACGAAGUUGGGAACCGCAGACAGUUAUUUCUCCUAUUUCACCCAUCUUUCGUACAUCGGGAUAUGUGCAUAUUUCUGGGCCUCUGGGAUUCAAACCUUCUCUUAUUAUCGUCGGUGGAGGAAAGCCGGGGCAGGGGUGGGAUAUCUGCUUCAGCGUCAGCCAGGUGUUCUUCGCUGCAUGCACGUGGUGCUGCAAUCAACAGUUGUGACGUUUCCUAUUUUGGUGACCAUUGUUUUUUGGGCGUUACUCUCAAGCCCAUCUACUUUUGAAACAGUGUACUCAUCUUGGGACGUAAUAUCCGUUCACGCUCUCAACACCGUUUUCGCCCUGUUCGAGAUUCUCCUUACGAACUCCCCGCCAGCCCCAUGGUUAACUCUGCCAUUUGGUCUAUUUUUCCUCGCAGGAUAUCUUGGUAUCGCAUAUAUUACGCAUGCAACCCAGGGCUUUUACUCGUACUCGUUCUUAGACCCGCAAAAGCAACACGGAAAAGUCGCAGCAUAUAUCGUAGGCAUCGCGGUUGGGGAGAUUAUAAUAUUCUGUUUGAUCCGCGGCGUUAUUGUGCUCAGGGAACGGUGGGCGAUCCGUGCUAGGCUUGUUAUGGUUGGAGGGUCGACUGAUGAGAAUCUGGAGGAUGAAGAGUGGGAAGAGAUUGAGGGACCAUCCUCGCCUGGGGUUUGAUGUCUGCGAACAUACCUGUUCUUCGCCCAUUGCGACCGCCUUGGCGCAUUAUUCAACCUCCCAUCUACCAUGGGGACAAUUCAGAGGAGUCCCAUUCAGGCAUAAAGGACAAGAAACUUAUGGCAACCUAGUAGUUCGCCAUUCCACAGACAUAUAUAUAUAUAUAUGGGACAUUCGGAUUGCGAUCG
Messenger RNA from Laccaria bicolor S238N-H82, 1201 nucleotides. RefSeq lists its product as uncharacterized. NCBI's taxonomy places the organism in Eukaryota, Fungi, Basidiomycota, Agaricomycetes, Agaricales, Hydnangiaceae. The record is from RefSeq and is a predicted model, not a curated record. The transcript is spliced from 5 exons. Bases 165 to 1013 code for a protein of 282 amino acids. Gene Ontology annotation, cellular component: membrane.